Messenger RNA from Musa acuminata subsp. malaccensis (wild Malaysian banana), 1729 nucleotides. RefSeq names its product E3 ubiquitin protein ligase DRIP2. The record is from RefSeq and is a predicted model, not a curated record. Lineage: Eukaryota; Viridiplantae; Streptophyta; Magnoliopsida; Zingiberales; Musaceae. Gene Ontology annotation, molecular function: ubiquitin-protein transferase activity.
GCGGUACCCGACGACGGGCCGCGGCGCGGCGACCACGCAUGAAAGUGAGGGGCUCGGUGGCCUCGUGACGGACGGGAGAGAGUCGUCGGCGCCAGGGAUGGCGGCGGCGGUGGCGGGCGGGCCGCCCCAGAUGGUGACGGUGAAGCGGGAGCUGCUGGCCGCGUGCAUGACGUGCCCACUCUGCCACAAGCUUCUCCGGGACGCCACCACCAUCUCCGAGUGUCUCCACACGUUUUGCAGGAAGUGUAUAUGUGAGAAACUUACAGAUGAAGAGAUAGAUUGCUGCCCUAUAUGUAACAUUGAUCUGGGCUGUGUUCCUGUAGAAAAGCUCAGACCUGAUCACAAUUUGCAAGAUUUAAGGGCAAAAAUAUUUCCCUUCAAAAGAAGAAAGGUUGAGGCUCCUGAAAAUUUUCCACUCCUUUCUUUGCCUGUUAGAAGAAAAGAAAGGUCCCUUUCUUCAUUGGUGGUCAAUACUCCUCGAUUAGCAACACAGACAGGUUUGACAGGAAGGCAAACAAGAGCUGUUGCUAGAAGGGCUGCCAUAUUACGUGGACAAAGUCCUGGCACUCAUGAUUCAGUUAAGAGGGAGGAUGAAUAUGUUGACAGGCUUACUGAAAAUUCAGGGAACCCAAGCAAGUCAGCUGUCAGUAGGAGGCAGAGUGCUUCAAAUGCUGAGUCAUCCAGCAAUGCUGCAAUUAAAGUUACAGAUUGUGGUGGGGAAUCCUAUCAGGAUAAGACAGAGCUUUGGAAACCAUUAAAUUGUCUAGUUGAAGCGGCAAACAGUACAAAGUCCUUUAAGUCCAGUCCACAGAGUGCUGUUAUUAAGUCAGAACAUAUCAAUAACCCUGAUGUUGAAACAACUAUCAACAAAACCAGGAAUAAGGAACAUCUGCACAAGUCCAAGGUUCAGGAUGAGAAGAACAACAGUAUUUAAACACCUUCAGUAACAGCAAAAGCUAGGAGGUUGCAAGGAGUCAACCGAAAACGGAAGGACCUAUCAACCUCGGCUCAUGCACUAUUUGAUGCAGCAAGUGCACAAUGUGAUAGGAGGAUUUGCCCGAUAUGGUUUCAGUUACUUGCCUCCUUCGACCAGGAAGGAGAUCCACCGUUGCCCCAAAUACCAAAUAGUUAUUUGAGGAUUAAAGAUGGCAACGUACCUGUUUCUUUCAUCCAGAAGUACCUUGUCAGGAAGCUUAAUCUUGACAAUGAAGCUGAGGUGGCAGUCACAUGCCGUGGUGAACCGGUGAGCCCUGCGACAUCCCUGCACAACUUAGUAGAACAGUGGCUAAGAGGGGGAUCAUCACAGAAGCUGCAGGCUUCCAUCGGAACCUCAGCCAAGGAGUUUGUUAUGGUGCUAGCUUACGGUCGCCGCAAGGUUUCUGCUCAAUGAGUGCAAGGCAACAAUCUUCCUCGAUAAUCUUCAUUGUGAUCCCUGGGCAUUAGGGAUGUCAAAGACUACUCCCUUCCUAUAAACUCUGGUGUUGUCGCUGACUUGUGUUAGCUCUUUCCCGGUUUAUGUUCACUAAUGUAAGUGACAUGUUUGAUUCUUUUUUUCUUGUAACUUGCACUGAGUUUGUGCUGUGGUAGUAAUGAUUCACAGGCAAUGUCCAUUUAUAGUGUCAGUUCCGUAGGUGUAUGAAAUGGCACUGUAUUUUUUUUCUUUUUGUUGUAAUUCUUUUUUAAUCAAAGUCAUAUAAUUCUGUGGUCAGGUUUGAUCCUUUAAUUGCUA